AUGCUGAAUCAGAAGUCACAGCUCGAAGAUGGCAGAUCAUCCAAAGAGAAACCGCAAUACAGUGAAUUGUCAUAUCUCGUCACACGCUCAUGUCUUCAACGUGAGGAUUUUAAUCAGCUUUCGCAAUAUGAGCGGCUGAAGCCGACCGCCACAGAAGCAAUAGUUGCAUCGGUAAAAAACAUCAGAUGCGGUGAAGUAAUCAAAAGAUUUUUUCCAAUAUUGCAAUGGCUUCCAAAUUAUUCGUUAAAAAAUGAUUUACUCAGCGAUAUGACUGCCGGCCUUACGGUGGCUGUUCUCCAAAUACCUCAAGGAAUGGCUUACGGCAUCUUAGCAGGCGUUGCCGCCAACGUUGGGCUCUAUAUGGCAUUCUUCCAUUGUCUAGUGUAUGCGAUAUUCGGUACAUCUCGCCAUAUAUCAAUGGGAACAUUUGCUGUGACUAGUUUAAUGACAGCUAAAAUCGUUGCAACGUAUUCAACAGUAAUUCCAACAUUGGCGUCAAAUGGAACAAACGAUGUUGUGCCAGUCAUAAAUCCUACAGAGAUUCCAAUAUACACACCGAUUCAAGUGGCCACUGCAGUUUCCUUUGUUGCAGGCGUAUUGUAUAUUGUUAUGAGUGCAGUUCGAUUGGGAAUGUUGUCGUCCUUGUUAAGUGAGCCACUAGUGAGUGGGUUCACCACAGCAGCAGCCGUUCAUGUGAUGGUUAGCCAGCUGAAGGACCUAUUGGGUGUAUCCAUCCCACGCUACAAAGGAAAUUUUAAAGUAAUUUUAUCCAUACGGGACAUUAUCGAUCAGACACCGAAUUCCAACUUGACUGCCAUCUACACUUCUCUAAUUGUUAUUCUUUUCAUGAUAUUCAUGAAUGAGUAUUUUAAACCAUGGCUCUCUACCAAAUGCCGUUUUCCGUUCCCAGCGGAGUUGAUGGCAGUGGUUGGAGGUACAGUUGCCUCGUAUUUCAUUGGCUUAGGUCCAAAAUUCAACAUCAGUUUGGUGGGGUCCAUUCCUACAGGCCUACCAGCACCACAAUUCCCACCUAUAUCUCUCAUAAAAGCCGUCGCCGUUGAUAGCAUCGCAGUAACUAUUGUGGGAUAUUCCAUCGUCAUGUCGAUGGGUAUGAUUUUUGCACAGAAGGAUAAUUAUGAGGUGCGGCCUAAUCAGGAACUAGUCGCACUAGGAUUUACUAACGUAGUUGGAUCCAUAUUUUCUUGCAUUCCUACUGCUUGCUCGUUAUCGCGAUCAUUGAUCCAACACCAAACUGGAGGAAAAACGCAAAUAGCUGCCGUAUUUUCUUCCAUGAUCAUUCUCGUUGUGUUACUAUGGAUAGGUCCCUACUUCGAAAGCUUACCUCGGUGCGUCCUAGCGGGCAUCAUCGUUGUCGCACUUAAGGGAAUGCUGAUACAAGUAUACCAUAUCAAAAAGUUUCGACGCGAGGGCCACUUGGAACUUUUUGUAUGGUGUGUUACGUUCCUUUCAGUUGUGAUUAUAGACAUCGAUAUUGGUCUACUGAUUGGCGUGGUAGUAUCACUAAUAUCCCUAUAUAUUAAGGGCUGGAAAACAUACUAUAGUUUACUCGGAACAGUUCCAGAUACUGCUGUUUAUGUGGACAUUGGAAGUCACCAACGUGCAGAGGAAGUACCUCGCAUUAAAAUUUUCAAGUAUACUGGUCCAAUCAAUUUCGCUAACAAAAGCUUCUUCAAGAAAGCCUUAUAUAAGGAAACAAGUAUAACUCAGCGCUCAAAUGAAUUUACAGUUGCCUGUUAUAACGGCGAAACUGCUGGACUGCAAUCUACAAAAACUAUUAUAAUUGACUUGAGCAGUGUUCCGCAUAUCGAUACGGCCGCAUGUAAAAUGUUUACAGAUGUAAAGAAUAACUUAGGGAAAAUUAGUGUUACACUUUUGUUGGCUUCUCCAGCCGACUGUGUGUAUGAUGCAUUACUGCAUGCAGAAUCGAUAGGAGAAGGAGGAUUCCACAUUUUUCCCACCGUACACGACGCAGUAAUUUACGCUCAAGGAAACGAGUCAAUUGUAUAGCGCAAGUUAAGAUAGCUGAAACUUAAAGCAACCAAAUCGAAAGUGCCUUUCACAAACCAUAAAAUCAAGUGCUCGACAAAUAUGAUGUAAAAUUGUUAAUUCUUGUGAUUCGAAAUUAAAACAUAAAAAAUAGCACAUAUACAAACCCGUAAGUUUUCAACUCUAAAAUUCUUUUCAUAGACUAGAUCAAACUGAUGAUAACGGAAAAUAAAAUGUUAGGAAUAUUUUUAGACGAUAGUAAGAUGGUAUGGCCCGUAUGUUUGUACUUUAUAACUGUUGGCGUAUUGUUGGAACAUCGCUUGUCCAAUUCACGACGUAUCAAGAGUCUC
Molecule: messenger RNA, 2357 nt
Organism: Anopheles nili
Lineage: Eukaryota; Metazoa; Arthropoda; Insecta; Diptera; Culicidae
Gene: Prestin
Product: prestin
Exons: 6
Coding region: 1-2028 (675 amino acids)
Biological process (GO): transmembrane transport
Cellular component (GO): membrane
Molecular function (GO): chloride transmembrane transporter activity; bicarbonate transmembrane transporter activity; sulfate transmembrane transporter activity
Source: RefSeq, a predicted model, not a curated record